UGCUCCGACAGUGAGUUGGCAACGUUCAGUCGAUAGCAAAAGAUGAAACAGUGCUCAUCGCGCAGCAAUUGGUGUCUGCUCAGUGUAAUCGAUCAGCGUCUUAGAAUUGACACCUGUCGAUAUCUAAUCGAGAUUUUAUCGCGCCGCAUUACAGGCGACUAAGAUUAGAGUCGUUGGUUAGACCUGUUCCCACAUCUAUGGAGUUUCAUCUAGACAGUGCAGAAUACUGCCAGGCACAGCACAAAUAAAAAGUAAUCAAAACGCAAAGAAGGCCGAGAUAGCCUGAGACAACGCUGUCAUCCUCUGCCCGGAAGUCAACGGACGCUAAAACAGAUUCGAAACGUAGCGGGAGAGUUCAAGACAGAAAGACAGUGUUAAACAGAGAGAAAGAGAGAGGGAGAUUAGGAUUUGGAGUUGGAUUAAGAACAGUUUCGAGCUAAAGUUUUUACGUCUGGGUGAACUGAGUUCAUAUCACGAAGAAGUAACAUUUUACCAUAGGGUGCCACAACGAAAAGUGUUUGGAAGCAAGAAUUGUAGCCAUUGAAGAGGAGCAGCAACUGCGCCUGAAAUAAAUAGAACUUGAUAGAUUCGCCGAAUGAUUCGACUUGGCGAAAUUCACAGGGAUUUUUAAUAGACGAGGUCGAGACACAGCAAAAAAUACUUAUAUAUUUUUUGUGAUAAACAUUUGGAAGGUAUCCAAAAUUUGUACUUAAUUAUUGAACUAUUAAUUUAUACUUAAACAAUUACUUGGUUUGGUGUAGAAAUCUAAAGCCUGCUAAAAGAGAAA
Molecule: messenger RNA, 787 nt
Organism: Drosophila hydei
Lineage: Eukaryota; Metazoa; Arthropoda; Insecta; Diptera; Drosophilidae
Exons: 3
Coding region: 43-162 (39 amino acids)
Source: RefSeq, a predicted model, not a curated record